UUGAGAACAAAUUUUUUUAAUACAAUUGGAUAUAAUGAUAAUUUGAUAAAUACACCAAGAAAUCACCCUGAAUCAUCCACAGAAUGCAACAGGUUUUGUGCCUUUUUGAGAAAGAAUAAUUUUCUUAAUCCAACAAUUAUAAAAUCUAAUUUUGAAGGUCUUGGUAGAGAAUCUAAAUUAAGUGAUCAAUUAAAAGAUUUUACCAAUUUAGCAAAAAAAGCUAGACAAGAUUAUAUUAUUGAAGUAUUUAGUAGAAAAAAUAAAAAUUCAUUAUCUCAAUGUAUUCCAGUAACCCAACAAGAAGAGAAUGAAUUAAGAUUUACUCGUGUAGAAAUUCUAAAAAGAAUAGAACAGCUUCUUAAUCAAGUUGACAAUAAUAUCAAUUUAAAAUAUAGUACAAUAGUUUCUAAAAAGAAAA
This is a messenger RNA of Entrophospora candida, 418 nucleotides long. NCBI's taxonomy places the organism in Eukaryota, Fungi, Glomeromycota, Glomeromycetes, Entrophosporales, Entrophosporaceae. The record is from the annotation of a GenBank genome assembly.